GUGUUUAAUUUUAGACUUUGCCUGGGGUGUGAGCAGACCAUUUACCAGCUGGAGACAGAGCCAAUAGCACUGUCCACUCAGCUCUAGAACUGUGUAGACGUUGUGGAUAUACUUUUUACCCUUUAGGUUGAAAAUAAACUCUUAAGACAAAUUCUAUUCAAAUAUGUCCAGCCAAAGGGACCGGGACAUGGAGGACACCCAUGAGGAAGACAUUGAUGAAGAUGAUAUCCUAGCCAGCUUGUCUCCUGAGGAGCUUCAAGAACUCCAGAAAGAGAUGGACGUUUUAGCGCCAGACGAUAAAGUACCGCUUGGUCAGAGACAAAAGGACCAGAAGAAAGAGAAGCAAUCCGCCGACUCUGAUGAGGAAGAAGACAUUGAUGAAGAUGAUAUCCUGGCAAAAUUGUCUCCUGAGGAGCUCAAAGAGCUCCAGAAAGAGAUGGACGUUAUUGCCCCGGAUGAGAGGGUACCUGUGGGUCAGAGGCAGAAGAGCCAGACAGAGAAGACGCCCACAGGUUCGUUUGAUCACAGGGGCCUGGUGGAUUAUCUGUACUGGGAGAAGGAGUCCAAACGCAUGCUGGAGGAGGAGAGGAUCCCCGUCACUCUACUGCCCAGUAAGAAAACUAUGGAAGAGGAUGCUGAAAAGAAAGAAAUCGCUGAAGACUUGGAGACUGUGUAUGAGGUGGUAGAAGAAGUCAUCGAGGUGGAAGCUACAGACGGUGUUGAAGGAGAGGAAGUGACAGAGGAGAUUAUAGAGGUAAUGAUUGUGCAGGAGGAGGAAGAGGAUGUGAAGAAGGAGAAAGAGGAACAGGAGAAAAAGGACAUGCCCGUAAAAGAUGAAAGGGUCAUAGAAAACCAUGAACACCCAGUGAAUGAGCAUCUAAAAGAGUCACCGGAUGAUAACAGCACUAACACUGUGAACACGACCAGUCCUCUGCAAUCCCCACCAGAGUCCGCAGACAUGAAAGAAAAUAAAGACAUUGAGAGAACAGAGCAAAAGAUCACAUCACAAAUACCUGAGAAAGUCAAAAGUAACACCACAGACGCUCCCGCUCCUGAAGAAAUAGAGAUGACUCCAGAGGAGAAGAGGGCCUGUUUUGUUCCAGAGAAAGAGGUGAGGGUAAUUAACAAACUAAAUAUUCCAAAGCUGGCCCUUGGUGGGGGCCUUGGUGGCCUUGGUGGGGCCAAGAAGACAUCAAGACCCUCAGGGAAUGAGACAAAUCUGGACACCACUCUGGAUAAGAUCCGCAACAACAACCCCGCUAUCACAGACGUAAACCUGAAUAACAUAGAAAACAUUCCCAAAGAAAUGCUAAUAGAAUACGUCGAUGCCUUGAAGAAGAACAAACACGUCAAGACCUUCAGCAUAGCCAACACCGGCGCAGACGAAAACAUUGCCUUCACCCUGGCCAACAUGCUGAGAGAGAACCGUAGCAUCACCACACUGAACAUAGAGUCUAACUUCAUAACAGGGAAGGGCAUCAUCGCCAUUAUCCGCUGCCUACAAUUCAACGAGACGCUCACUGAGCUCCGCUUCCACAACCAGAGACACAUGCUGGGCCACCACGCGGAGAUGGAGGUGUCGCGCCUGCUCAAGGCCAACAACACCCUCCUGAAGAUGGGCUACCACUUUGAGCAGGCGGGUCCCAGAAUGGUGGUAACCAACCUGCUGACCAGGAACCUGGACCGCCAGAGACAGCAGAGGAACGAGGAGCAGAGCAAGCAGCAGCAGCAGCAGCAGAAAGAGGUGUUUGAGAUGUACGAACGGGCUCUGAACCUGCCCCCAGGGCUGCUGGCGAUGCUGGGCUAUGUCCCUCCUGAAAUCGAGGCCCUCAUGCCGCAGCUUCCCAAGGGUCCCCAAGGUCCCAUGGAACCCAAACCAGAAAAGCAGCAGAACACUUCUCCACAGUAUCAACACAAGCAGUUUAAACACAUGCAGUGCAACCCCAUUCCACAACAACCCCCCAGCAUGGACUCCUCUGGUAACCUUCUGAAGGACAUCCAGCUGAAGAGGACCCCCAAAAAGCGUGACCCUUUCCUGGACCUAGACCUUAGGGAGGACAGGAGAGCAGAGAUGCCGAAUGUCCAGCUCAGGAAGACAUCAGGAAAAACGAGGGACACAGGCGUUGAUGAGAUGGUAGAACUGAAGGCCACUCUGAAAGACGUGAUGAAGACACUGAAGCCUGUCCCUCGGAGGCGGCAGCCGGCCAAGGUGGAUGUGACGCCCCGUGAUGAACUACUUAAUGAGAUCAAAAAGAGCAACGUGGCCUAUCUCAAAGCUGUGCCACUCCCCAAAGAAUUGGAAUCAAGAGAAACCAGUCUCUUCAAUCUCUGAGGAAUCUACAAUACCUUUAUUUCUGUGUUUGUUUAACAUGUUUAAUCUCUUCAUUAACAAUAAUCUGCUUGCACUUGUAACACUAGUUUGCCUCACUACUCCUGUUCAGGUAGAGCACCUUUUGUUCCUUGAAGUUUGGAAGAACUGGUAUGGUAUUUGGAUAUGAGUCUGCACCUGGAAAAUGCACCAUAAAAUGUGCAUAGUAUAAGUAGUCUCAAUUAAUAAUUGUUUGGGUAAAAUUCAUUUACUUUGAACCCUCCCAAAUGAGUGUGGGCAAAUC
Molecule: messenger RNA, 2612 nt
Organism: Oncorhynchus masou masou (cherry salmon)
Lineage: Eukaryota; Metazoa; Chordata; Actinopteri; Salmoniformes; Salmonidae
Gene: lmod3
Product: leiomodin 3 (fetal)
Exons: 3
Coding region: 164-2332 (722 amino acids)
Biological process (GO): muscle contraction; actin filament organization; pointed-end actin filament capping
Cellular component (GO): myofibril; cytoskeleton; striated muscle thin filament
Molecular function (GO): tropomyosin binding
Source: RefSeq, a predicted model, not a curated record